Molecule: messenger RNA, 1121 nt
Organism: Ectocarpus siliculosus
Lineage: Eukaryota; Phaeophyceae; Ectocarpales; Ectocarpaceae
Source: the annotation of a GenBank genome assembly
CACACCUAACCCAGUGACCCUCCCUCUGCCUCCCUCUCCCCCCGUCCCUCGCGGCGAGUUUGCAAGGGCUAGGGUAGGUUGCCAAGCCUAUUAACCCCUCGCAUAAGACCGACCAUGGUGCUGACGGUUCCGCGUGGCGCCUUCCGGCUAGUUGGCAUUCGAGGCAGCCCGUUCAGACAGCGACAUCAGCAUCAGCAUCCGCAGACAAGAGGCAUAAAGAAGAUGGCAGCGGUCAUAAUGGGAGCUCCAGGGAGUGGAAAGGGCACGAUAUCGGGGAAGAUCUUACGAGACUUCCACUUCGCCCACAUUAGCACGGGGGACCUGCUUCGCGAUGAGAUCCAGGCCGGCUCGGAGACGGGUAAGACGGCCAAGGAGUUCAUGGACCAGGGGAAGUUCGUCCCUGAUGAGAUCAUUUUCGAGGUGCUCAUGGCUGCGGUCGAGCGAGCCAAGGGCCGCGGAAAGCAUAUACUUCUCGAUGGCUUCCCAAGGUCCACAGCUCAGGCGAAAGCUCUCAAGGAUCACCUGCCAGUGGACAUGGUGAUGAACCUGGACGUGCCCAGACAGAUAAUUAUCGAUCGACUCACGGACCGUUGGAUACACCCGGGAUCUGGCAGGGUCUACGCGUACGCCUACCGCCCCCCAAAGGAGCACGGGGUGGAUGACGUCACGGGGGAAAAGCUCGUCCGUAGAGACGACGACCAGCCAGAGGUGGUUGAAGAACGCCUUGCCAAGUACGAGAGAACUACCCGGCCGCUUCUUGACCUCUACGGGGAGGAAGGCCUCCUGCACUCCUUCUCCGGAGAACAAAGUGACGUCAUAUACGCCGAGGUCAGAAAGUUCCUCGCUGAGGUGCUACCCAAGGGCAAGCCUGCAGCCGGUUAGACGGAUCGAUUUAGAGCCUUGAGUGCUCGCUAAAGAUCGCGUGGUGUGCGUGGCGGUUGGUUGGUGUUGACGCGAUAGGCGAGAUUAUUACAGAGUUUGGUGCGCUGCUUGAAUACGGUGCGGUUCGGACGUCCGUGUGUGGUGGUCGUUCUGUGACAAAUUGUGCGCGUGCCUAGGGGGGCUAUUUGGCGGUUGAGAGAAAACCCGGGCGUGUAACAUUAAGCACACCCGCUUGUCUG